This is a messenger RNA of Clonostachys solani, 990 nucleotides long. Lineage: Eukaryota; Fungi; Ascomycota; Sordariomycetes; Hypocreales; Bionectriaceae. The record is from the annotation of a GenBank genome assembly.
AUGGCCAGCAACAUGAACCCGAGAAUCAUCGUGCGGCAGGCCACGAUCCUGGUGGACGGCAAAAGCAGCAGCGAAACCCACAGCCGCCAUCGCAUCGCCAGACACCAAAAUGGACCGUCCCUGCACCAGCUCCCGGAGGCAUGGGACACCCUCAUAGCAGACAUGACGGGGAUGCACUCCGUCGCCGCCCUGCGCAGGUCCCUCGCCGCGCACGGCCGCGGCCACGGCGCCGUCUGCCUGCUCGUCGCCAUCACCCUCAACCACGUGCGCCGGGUGCUCGCCCCCUCGGCCACCCAGUUCUUCUGGCCCCACGCCCUCGCGGACAUGAAGCUCGCCCGCUCCUCGCCGCACCGCCUCCUCGAGCAGUCCGUCUCCUUCGACUGGGCCCCGCUGGCCGCCUGGGCCGCCGCCGCCUACUUCCUCGCCACGCUGCCCGCGCUGCUGGGCCAGCUCGUCACCGCCCACUGCGGGAGGCGCGGGGAGGAGAAUAGUAGUAGCAGGGCUACGGCCGCCGCCUGCAUCGUCGCCUACGUCGCCGCCAGCCUCGCAUGGGCCGAGCACGCCUACGUCCAGUCGUGCUGGACGCUGGCGCAGCUCUACGCCUGCUGGAGGCUCGUCUCUCGCGGGGGGGAAGCCGAGCGGGCGUUCUUGCAGAGGCUGCUGGAGGAGCAGUCCGCGCGGGCGACGGCCGUGCUGGGGCUCGUUGCGCUGGGCCUGCACUUUCGCGUGCUGCCCGUGGCGCAGCAGGCGAUGAAGGGCCACUGGCCGGGGGUGCUGGUGUAUCUGGGGAUGGCGGCGGGCACGGCCUACAUGGUCAGGUACUCGAACAAGUUCUUUAUUCUGCUGGAGUUGUCGGAUAUGUGGAUUACGCUCGCGUGGUUUGGCGGCGCUUUCGUGCUGCAUGGGAUGGAGGUUUUACGGAGACGGGUGGAGGUUGAUGAUAGGGCUGAAGUGAAGAAGGGGACGUCACAUGUAUCAAAGACUAGAUGA